This is a messenger RNA of Haplochromis burtoni (Burton's mouthbrooder), 4913 nucleotides long. RefSeq names its product zinc finger protein ZXDC. Gene Ontology annotation, biological process: regulation of transcription by RNA polymerase II. The transcript has 8 exons. The record is from RefSeq and is a predicted model, not a curated record. Gene Ontology annotation, cellular component: nucleus. Gene Ontology annotation, molecular function: transcription coregulator activity. Bases 71 to 3871 code for a protein of 1266 amino acids. NCBI's taxonomy places the organism in Eukaryota, Metazoa, Chordata, Actinopteri, Cichliformes, Cichlidae.
GUGGCUCCAUGGAUCAUAUCCAUUUAGUAGGGCGGGCCUUUUCCCGUGUCGCUGCUACAGGGAUACCAAGAUGGAAAUCCAGGGGCUUUCUGAUGCCCAAAACAUUCAGUCUCAACAUGGCGCCCUACACAGAAGCAUUUCGUCUCCACAUCGAUCGGCAACGGGGUCAAUACCUCAUUUUAUUUCCAGCGAAAAUGAAGCGGAAGUGCUGCUGGAGUCGCUUGAGCUACACAGCGACAACAACAACAACACUAGGCCGAGAACAUCGCCGUUUCGCCUACUGGCGGAAAAUGGCAGCGAGGUGGCUUGUUCGCCUGUCAGCGCACCGCAAACUACGCUUAAAAGCAAUUUACCGGGUAACAGACCGGGCGUGGGAUUUCAUAACGUGAACCCGGAGAAGGAAAAUGAGCUCAGUGCCCUACUAACUUCACAGGAGUUUGUCAAGACAGCCUGGAAAUACGGAUUAGAAAGCGGGGAUGUUGUAAUGCAAAUGGCGCUGCCUCUCUUUGAAGGGGAAGAGGAACCGAUGCCGCAGCGGCAACCAACGUUUCCAGUUUUACGGCAGCAGCGUGAGGACGGCUCCUGCAAACAGCCCUCAGUAGCCAGCCAUAGCGCUGCGGCGCUGGGGAACUUGAGCACGGUAAACCUGGCGGAACAAACCGCCCAGGAGUUUUAUGUUCUUUUUAAUGUCGUUCAAGACGAAGGCAGCGGCGAGACAAGUAAACAGCACCCGGAUGUGCCUGAGGAUGGCGAUCAAAUGAAAGGUAAAAAGCAGUGUUCCAAAGCAAGUCCCUGUGGCCCCAUGGAGCCUGGAAAUCGCAGUAACGUUGUUUCAUGUGAAUCUAAUGACACUUUGAACUGCCUCGAUACACAGGGCUUGAAACCUGAGCAUGUUUUCAAUUUACUGAACGAUAAUCCCGCGGCGGGUAACGUUAAACAGACUGCCUACCACCCCACCGUCGAAGACGUUGUUUUGACAAACAAAUAUGGCGAUAGGAUUUGUGGCCAGAUGUGCACCGAAAGCAGCGAAGGUAAACUGGUCAGGGAGCUCUCGUCGCAGCCUCGCGUUGACGAGAGCAGUACCUUGAUUUCAGGGACUGCGGGGAUCGUGGAAGCCAUGGACACAUCGGACUUUGGUACAGAUUCAGCGGCGGCGCAGGGCAGUACAAACCCGGUCACGGCCUCCACAAGUCCGCCUGCUAGCGAAACAUUUUCCGGAACUAUCACGAUAAACAACCAAAGCAUCAUAGUGACUAUUGAAAACGGGGUACUAACUCUUGCUGCCCCACCCGAGGGCUAUGUACAUAAGGAGGAUGACAUGGUUAGCUUAAAGGAGCACUUAGGAAUGAAAGAUCAUGAAGAUAUUGUUCUCCUCAACUAUGACAGUGGUACUAAAUCGAUCGGGAAGAUCAGCACACUGGCAGUAGCCAGUUCCAGCCAUCAGGAAGAGCCCACACCUGGUUUGUCUGUCAGCGACUCAGAGCUGGCUCUGGUGGAUGACUGCUCCCUGUCAGAGCUAGGUACUUCACUGGACUCUUGUGCCAAGCAGGAGGCAGGGUCACUAUGUGCAGUAACAGAAGCAGAUAUGGGCCCCCCUCCUCCCGAAGCCGCUGUAGCUGGCUGUGACAAUGAAGAGUGUCACUCUGUACCAGUAAUCAGGUCCAAGAAAGACACCGUGUCCACCUUUGACUGCCCAGAACCAGGCUGCCCCUCCACAUUUGACACACGACAGAAACUCAAGGUUCACCUCCUAAACCAUGCUGAGGACCCACGUCCAUAUCAGUGCACUGUGGACGGCUGCGGCUGGGCAUUUGCCACCUCCUACAAGCUGAAGCGGCAUCUCCAGUCCCACAACAAGCAGCGGCCACAUACGUGCCAGUUUGAAGGCUGUGGGCGGCGUUUUACCACUGUCUACAACCUCAAGGCUCACGUCAAAGUCCACGAGCAGGACAACGCCUUUGCCUGCGAGGUCUGCAACGAGAGGUUUCGCAGUGCUACCCGGCUCACCAACCAUCAGAGGGUCCACUUUGAGCCACAGAAGCCUCACAAAUGUGAAUUCCCAGGCUGUGAGAAAACCUUCAUCACCUUCAGUGCUCUGUUCUCCCACAAUCGCACUCACUUCAGAGAAACUGGCCACUUCAUGUGCACCUACCCAGGCUGUGACAAGACCUAUGAUAAGGCCUGUCGUCUCAAGAUCCACAUGAGGAGUCACACGGGCGAGAGACCGUUUGUCUGUGACUCCGAGGGCUGUGGCUGGUCUUUUACAAGCAUGUCAAAGUUGCUCCGACAUAAAAGGAAACAUGAUGAUGAUCGGCGCUUUGUCUGCUCAGAGGAGGGUUGUGGGAAGUCCUUCACCCGGGCCGAGCACCUCAAAGGACACAGUAUUACCCAUCUAGGCACGAAGCCUUUUCAGUGCCAUGCAGAAGGUUGUAAUGCCAAGUUUUCAGCACGUAGCAGCCUCUACAUCCACUCCAAAAAGCAUAAGCAGGACGCCAGCACCCUGAGGACUCGCUGCCCUGUGGCCAACUGCUCCAAACACUUCUCGUCCCGCAGCAGCCUUAAGAGCCACAUGCUCAAACAUCACCACCUCAGUGCUGAUGUUCUCAGUCAGAUGGAAACCACACCAACCCUGACCCCCAGUAAUGAGCUCGUUAGUUCCACACCUACCACGGUUGCAGGACCUGGUAUUGCUGGGGGCGACCAGCUGACAAACCUGGACCUCAGCUCUCUGUUCUCUUCUGUGCCUGGAGGAACUGCACCCACUACAGGCAUUGGAGUGGGAAUCCCAGUUGGUGGGGCUACGUCUAAUGGCCCGUUCACAAUGGACCUCUCCCUGGUCAGCUCUGGCAUCCUGACCAUCGACCCCUCUUCAGUGGGAACUACACUUGUUACCAGCACUAACACCACAAUGGCCAAGGCUGUGGACCCUCUUAUAUUGGCAGCCAAUGCCGACAUGACCCCCCACCACAACCUGGAGGGAACGGCAAGUGACGUCCUGCGCCCACAAGGCACCCUUAACCUGGAUGAUGUGCAGACAGUUACCCCAGAGGCGCUGGGAACCCUCACUGCCCUUACUAUGCAGGGUGCUGGUGCCACUGUGGACCCCACUCUGCAGCACCCACUCAGCUCGUCCAGCUCCUUGAGCGUGGAACCCACAGCCUCCCUGGCUGUAGCUCCCGUUGCCGAGCUCCUUGGCUCACCAUCUAAGGUGGUGGAGGUGGGUGGCCAAGGAGGUGCUGGGACUCUGUUGGGUUGUGUGGAGGUGCUGGGACCCCAGGAGGGAGGAAAAGUGCUCACUCAGUUUGUCUUUCCUGGUCACAGCAGCAGCUUCAGCCCACAGAAAGAUUCGGAGCUCAGUUCUGUGUCACCAAGCAGUUUCCUGGAGAGUGGGGGCUCGGCUAGGACUGACUACAGAGCCAUCCAGCUGGCUAAGAAGAAGAAGCAGAGAGGCCCCUCGGCCUCCUCCGGGACUUCAAGCUCAGGUCAGAGAAAAGCUAAAGGAACAAAGGCUGCCACAGCUCCAGGACCACUUGCUCCCUCUGGGGCUCGCUAUGGUGAUGGAGCUGCAGUAGCGAAUGGGGGCCUGACUCUCCGUGACCCCAUCACCGGUGCCCAGUAUGUCCAGAUCCACCUGCUGCAGGUGAGAUAUGGCAAGUUGGGGAAGGUGGCAAAUCUGCCCUGGUCAGAAAACAUAAAGCUGUCUAGACCAAACCGUGAUACUUACGAUUCAAAUAAGCUCAUGAUUUGGAUAACUCGCCACUGCUACUGUCUGGGCGCUUGCCUUUGUUUUAAUGAGAAUUUGUUCCACAGAAUUUUAAUUCCUUCUGCAUUUUUACUGCACAGUGUGAAAUUGACCUUUUGUGUACCGUGAAAACAUUAGUUGCUAUUUGGGAACUAAGAACACAGUAUAAGUGCAGAGCAACAUCCCAUAAGCUCAUUAAAGUGCCAGCUUAACACUGGCUACAAGGAGUUGUUCUGUCUGAGGCUUGUUUUUACCAUUUUGUCAAAUGUGUGCCAUUAAAACCAGCUGUAUUAUUGUUUCCCAUUACAAUCAAGUACCAACUUAUGUGCGUGGGGUCGUUUUAUAGCAACGUGCCUGUACUUCCUGUGACAUCAUUUGUAUGCCACACGAACAAAGGAGGAUGACUGGCGAUGGUAUACCUGCUGCUGUCUGUGGGUUUUUGUCAUAUUUGGGGACCACCGUGCUGUUUUUGUGCAGCCUUGUCCCUCGUUGCCAGGUUUCAAAACUGGUGGUUUUUGAUUUUCAUGAAGGAGACACUCAUGACAUUGAAUAGCCAAUCAGUGGCAUGCAGUCUGAUGACGUCACAUUUUCAGAUCACUUCAUGACUUAAAAAAAGUACCUGGUAACAGGUACUAUCACCUAAUGGAAAACCCUAAAAACCAUGUCGAGCCAACCUGUGUAGGCCAUAAUGGAACAGGGCUAUAUAUGCCAGAAGCUACAAGGACAUUGGUGAAAGUGAAACCCAGUUCCUCGGCUCAGUAUCAGGAAACACCUGAAGCAAAGGUCUCUGUGUGGCGGCCGAAGUGGAAAAAGUUGAAUGAUGUAAAAUAACUCGAGAAAAGUGUAGAAACAUUCUGCACAGACCUCAUGAAAGUUGGUGCUGCUAGCACAGCUAAUGCUAGCACAGCUAAUGCUAGCACAGCUAAUGCUAGCACAGCUAAUGCUAGCACAGCUAAUGCUAGCCACACCCAACACUGUAUGUUUAGUUUCAGAGUUCCAAGUGUGAAACCUCCGUUAAUCUGAUUUCUUUCUCCUGUCUGAUCAACUAGUAAAUUAGUAAAAAAUGAAUAGAAACAUCCAACUAGGGACUGUUUUUCUUUUCACGUACUUUUGUGCACUGAACAGCACACUAAUCACAGCGGUUGUUCGAGUGUCUAAUCAAUGUGUGAAC